UGAGGAGGCAGGAUGUUUGUUAACCUUUGCUUGGAGAAGUGGCACCACCACCACCACCACAGAUGUAUAAUAAAAAUGGAGUCCAACGAAAUGGAAGAGAGCGACCAGUAUAACAACAAUAACACAACUACCUGUACGGUAAGCAGUCCUUUGCUUUUUAGAAAUGGCAACACUCACUCAAUUAAUAGGCGAGACGAAAACAAAAGCAGUCCUUACAAUCUAUCGAAUAACUCUAAGCUUUCUAGUCGAACCAAUGUUGAAAGUAAUUCCUAUUCACAAUGCGAUCCUGAAAUUCGAACUGAACCUCGUCGUUGUCCUUCUGAAAGUCUUCGACCAAUUUCUGCUUCUCUCCACCAAACAUCACAUUCUGAAGUACUUUUGCAUUCUACCGGUAAAAGUAGCAGCAGCAGCAGUAGUAGUAACUCGAAGCAUCAUAGCCACCGUAACUAUCACCAGUCUCUCUACAGUAGCCGUCACCACCAUAGCCAUCGUAAACACUACAGUCGUUACAAAAAUAACCGUAGUCCUAACUAUCAGACGUCUCAACAAUUCGAUGAAAACAUCCAAAUGAUAACCAACCACGGACGACGAUCGACAGAUAACUACCUGUAUAACAAAAGCAGUCGAAGUCAUCACAAUAAUACGAUCACCAAUAACACAAGUUGUUGCAGUAGUAGUACUGACUGUGGCAUUGGCGGCAACUCCGGCAAGGUUUCUCCGAGACUUUCUUCUUCAGACCCUAACUCCAAUGACAAUAGUCCAAACCCUAACUUGUCUCCAGCACCUACUUCAGCCAUAACAUCACCACUUCCGCCUCCGUCUCCCCCAACAAAGUCUGGAGAGCACGUCCAUUGUUUGUUUCCCGAGUUAUUGGUAAUGAUAUUCUGCUAUUUAGACGUGAGGAACAAAGGCCGUGUGGCCCAAGUAUGUGGUCGCUGGCGGGAUGCUGCCUAUUCUCGCACUGUGUGGCGUGGAGUUGAAGCUAAAAUUCAUCUUCGUCGAUCAAACCCUUCUUUAUUCCGUAGCCUUGCCAAACGUGGAAUUCGCAGAAUUCAAAUUCUGAGCUUAAAACGAAGUCUCCGUGAUGUUGUAGCCGGCAUUCCAGACUUAGAAAGUCUUAACCUUAGUGGAUGUUAUAGUAUCACCGAUGCUGGUCUAGGCCAAGCACUUCUCUACCGGUUGCCUUUGGUUAGUGAACUUAAUCUCAGCCUGUGCAAGCAGACAACAGACUACAGCCUCAGCCGGAUUGCUAUGUAUCUAAAAAAUUUAAAAGUAUUACAUUUAGGUGGUUGUUCUCUAAUAACGAAUGCAGGUUUGUUUGUUAUUUCCUAUGGAUUAGUCAACUUGCAAUCACUUGAUUUGAGAAGCUGUCGAUAUCUUUCAGACCAAGGGAUUGCUUACUUGGCAGGACUUGGUAAUGAGAUAACUACACAAGGUAACUUAGCUCUUGAACAUCUUUGUUUACAGGACUGUCAGAAACUUACGGACCAGUCACUACACUAUAUGAGUCUUGGGUUGAAAAAUUUACUUAAAGUGAACCUUAGCUUUUGUGGUGGGGUCACUGACGCAGGAUUGCAGUAUUUGGCUAAAAUGCCCAGCCUACGUGAAAUUAACCUUGCCAGCUGUGAUUUAGUGACUGACACUGGACUUGCACAUUUGGCACGUGGAGGCUCACACAUAACAUCUUUAGAUGUGAGCUUUUGUGAUAAAAUUGGAGAUGGAGGCUUGAGCCGUUUGGCUGAAGGACUCUUUAAACUUGAAUGCCUCAGUUUGAGUGCAUGUAACAUCAGUGACACUGGUAUUAGCUAUAUUACACAGAAUAUGCAUGGUUUAACCACAUUAAAUAUUGGUCAGUGUCAUCGUAUUACCGAUCGAGCACUGAAUCUAAUAGCAGACAAUCUGAAAAAACUGUCAAGUAUGGACCUCUACGGUUGCACACAAAUAUCUGCAAAAGGUCUUGAAAGGAUUAUGCAAUUACCAAGUUUAUCCAGUUUAAAUUUGGGUUUGUGGCACAAACGGUGACACUAGAAAUCAAGUUGAUCUUUUGUCUUCAGUUUUAUGCAGGUUAAAUUUAUCUCCUGUUUUGUCUGUAUAUUUCACUUGACCAAGUUUUACAUGGAACACAAGAUGUUGGCCUGUUCAUAUAAGAAUAUAUUCUAUGGAAAUUAGAAAUACUGAAACCUGUCUUGCAAUUUGCUUGAUUUCAAUUUACCUGAAACAACAUCUAAUAUUCUUAGAUCCAGAGUCAUCUUAGGAACCAAGAUUGCUGCAGAAUAUUUCUCAAAAUAACAAAAAAGACAUUUAGGGAAUAUAUUGACUUAUAAAUGUAAAACAAAAAAAAAAAAAAAGAAACAUGGAAAAACCUAACUCUACAAUCUAUAAUAUUUAUUAUUUUGAUCAGAAAUGUUUUAUAUUUUGCUUAGUUUCUUUAUAAACAGUAAAUGCA
Octopus bimaculoides (California two-spot octopus) is the source of this 2446-nucleotide messenger RNA. RefSeq names its product F-box/LRR-repeat protein 14. The record is from RefSeq and is a predicted model, not a curated record. Gene Ontology annotation, molecular function: protein binding. Gene Ontology annotation, cellular component: SCF ubiquitin ligase complex. Lineage: Eukaryota; Metazoa; Mollusca; Cephalopoda; Octopoda; Octopodidae. Gene Ontology annotation, biological process: SCF-dependent proteasomal ubiquitin-dependent protein catabolic process.